Messenger RNA from Pectinophora gossypiella (pink bollworm), 1531 nucleotides. NCBI's taxonomy places the organism in Eukaryota, Metazoa, Arthropoda, Insecta, Lepidoptera, Gelechiidae. The record is from the annotation of a RefSeq genome assembly.
CGAAAAUGACUUUACUCAACAAAUCAUAAAGAUAUUGGAACUUUAUACUUUAUUUUUGGAAUUUGAGCUGGAAUAGUAGGUAUAUCUUUAAGUUUAUUAAUUCGAGCUGAAUUAGGUAACCCAGGAUCUUUAAUUGGUGAUGAUCAAAUUUAUAAUACUAUUGUCACUGCUCAUGCUUUUAUUAUAAUUUUCUUCAUAGUUAUACCAAUUAUAAUUGGAGGAUUCGGAAAUUGAUUAGUACCUUUAAUAUUAGGAGCCCCUGAUAUAGCUUUUCCUCGAAUAAAUAAUAUAAGUUUUUGACUUUUACCCCCCUCAUUAACUCUUUUAAUUUCAAGAAGAAUUGUAGAAAAUGGAGCAGGAACCGGAUGAACAGUUUACCCCCCACUUUCAUCUAAUAUUGCUCAUGGAGGAAGUUCAGUAGAUCUGGCAAUUUUUUCUUUACAUUUAGCAGGUAUUUCAUCAAUUUUAGGAGCAAUUAACUUUAUUACUACAAUUAUUAAUAUACGAAUUAAUGGUUUAUCAUUCGAUCAAAUACCAUUAUUUGUUUGAGCUGUAGGAAUUACAGCCUUAUUAUUACUUUUAUCAUUACCUGUUUUAGCAGGAGCUAUUACUAUAUUACUAACAGAUCGAAAUUUAAAUACUUCAUUUUUUGAUCCAGCUGGUGGAGGAGAUCCAAUCCUAUACCAACACUUAUUUUGAUUUUUUGGUCAUCCUGAAGUUUAUAUUCUAAUUUUACCUGGAUUUGGAAUAAUUUCACAUAUUAUUUCUCAAGAAAGAGGAAAAAAAGAAACUUUUGGAUCAUUAGGUAUAAUUUAUGCUAUAAUAGCAAUUGGUUUAUUAGGAUUUGUUGUUUGAGCUCAUCAUAUAUUUACUGUUGGAAUAGAUAUUGAUACACGAGCUUAUUUUACUUCAGCUACUAUAAUUAUUGCUGUCCCAACUGGAAUUAAAAUUUUUAGAUGAUUAGCAACCUUACAUGGAACUCAAAUUAAUUAUAGUCCUUCUAUUCUUUGAAGAUUAGGAUUUGUAUUUUUAUUUACUGUUGGAGGAUUAACAGGAGUAAUUUUAGCUAAUUCUUCUAUUGAUAUUACAUUACAUGAUACAUAUUAUGUAGUUGCACACUUUCAUUAUGUUUUAUCUAUAGGAGCUGUAUUUGCAAUUUUAGGAGGAUUUAUUCAUUGAUAUCCAUUAUUUACUGGUCUUUCUUUAAACCCAUAUUUACUAAAAAUUCAAUUCUUUACUAUAUUUAUUGGAGUAAAUUUAACAUUUUUUCCUCAACACUUUUUAGGAUUAGCAGGUAUACCUCGACGAUAUUCUGAUUACCCCGAUGCUUAUAUCUCAUGAAAUAUUGUUUCUUCUUUAGGUUCUUAUAUUUCCUUAUUAGCAACUAUAUUAAUAUUAAUUAUUAUCUGAGAAUCUAUAAUUAAUCAACGAAUUGUAUUAUUUCCAUUAAACUUAUCAUCAUCAAUUGAAUGAUAUCAAAAUCUUCCACCAGCUGAACAUUCUUAUAAUGAACUACCAAUUUUAAGAAAAU